Camellia sinensis is the source of this 525-nucleotide messenger RNA. NCBI's taxonomy places the organism in Eukaryota, Viridiplantae, Streptophyta, Magnoliopsida, Ericales, Theaceae. The record is from RefSeq and is a predicted model, not a curated record.
AUGACUUAUGAUCUUUUUGAGUGUGUGAUUUCAAACAUUUACGCACCCAAUGAUGUUGAUAAUAGAGCACUUGAAGGGCUCAACAUUCUAUUAAAAAGGGCAAAGGAGAUAGGAUUGUUAAAGGGUGCUUCUAUUGAGCCAUCUAAGUUGAAGCUUUCUCGUCUUCAAUUUGCAGACAAUAAUAUAAUCUUCUAUGAAGAUGUGAAGGAGGAAAUUAUAGUUAUUAAAAGGAUUCUUAAAUGUUUUGAAGUGAUAUCAGGGCUUAAGAUUAAUUUUCACAAGAGUGUAGUAUGUGGUGUAGAAGUGUCUGAUGAGAAGGCCAAGGAGUUUGCCUCUAUUCUGAAUUGUUCAAGUCAAAAACUACCUCUGAAGUAUUUAGGUUUUCCUCUUGGUGCUAGCCUGAGAAGCAGGAGGACUUGGAAACCAGUGGUUGAUAAGAUCAGGUUCACGUUGGCAUCAUGGAAGAGAAAACUUUUGUCUUUUGCUGGUAGCCUUACUUUGAUAAGGUUGGUAUUGUCAAAUUGA